Messenger RNA from Erinaceus europaeus (western European hedgehog), 4973 nucleotides. It is a transcript of the gene RNF17, whose product is annotated as ring finger protein 17. The transcript is spliced from 36 exons. Lineage: Eukaryota; Metazoa; Chordata; Mammalia; Eulipotyphla; Erinaceidae. The coding region runs from base 1 to 4938 and encodes 1645 amino acids. The record is from RefSeq and is a predicted model, not a curated record.
AUGGCGGCGGAAGCUUCAAAGGCAUCGAAGACGAGGCUCUCCUUGUCCUCUUUACGGCAGAUGAGGCGACAGAGCCGGCCCUGGGGGGCGACUGAACCUCAGUGUGCUCGAUGUGGACGGAGGGUGUCUAGAACUUCUGGUCACCAUCAUGAACUUCAAUGUGGACAUUCCUUUUGUGACCUGUGCUUAUUAAUAAUUGAUGACUAUAGUUUGAUUACAUGCCCUAGUUGUGAGAUUUCUACAACUGCAAAUAAGAGGCAAGGAUACUACUCAGUGGAUGGAUAUAGUAAAGAAGAUUCUUUCAUGGAAAAACUGCAGCCUAAAAAGAUAAAAAAUUAUUCUCGGGACUUUAAAAAGAUUGCUGAUCAGCUAACUGUUGGUUUUGAACAUUUAAUCUCUACAAGCAGAACCAUUUUGAACCCAUCAGCUGUAAUGGAGGAGAGCAAAAUUGCAGAAGAAAUUGAUGAAGCAUUGAAGACAGCAAGUUAUAAUUUUGAACAGCUAAGUAAUGCUAUAAAAAUGCUUGAACAUAUACACAGUAAAUCAAAAGAAGAAGCAGUCAAUCAUCUAGAGCUUCUGGAGAAACAGUUUAAUCAACUUUUUACUGCUCUUGCUUCCAGGAAACAGAAACUGUGUGAUGAAGUAAUAACAAAUACAGAUGACUAUUUAUCAAGUGUAACAAUGGCCAAGAACUACAUUGAAGAGAAAAAAAAUUAUUUGGAUGCAACUAUGAAGAUAGCAAAAGAGCUAAAAUUGGCACCUUCUCUGAGGACAUAUUGUGACAUGAGUCAGAUUAUCCAAACUUUGAAGUUAACAUUUGAAAGUGAAUUAUCACAAGUUAACUCUCUCAAACUAAGGAGCUCACCUAGGGUGAAUAUGAAUUGCAGUGAGGUCAUUUGUAUGUUCAACAAUAUGGGAAAGAUUGAAUUUAAGAACUCAGCCAAUUGUGAUUCACAAGAAAAUGACACUGGAUAUAAUUCUGAAAAUAAAUAUAGUCAUACAAAGGAUUUUCCCUACUGUGAUAAAUACCCAUCACUUCAAAAGAUAAAGGUUGAUGUGCCAUCUGUCCUAACUAAUGAAGCCUUGUCACCUGUUUUGCAACAUGAAGUCAAUGAUGUGCAUUUAGAAGCAAAAAUGUUCAAGUCACAGAAAGAGGUUGUCAUAACAUCCCCUAAAACUAUUGCUGCUCUGCCUCAAAUGGGAUCUAGCCCUGAUGUGAUCAUUGAAGAAAUUAUUGAAGAAAACCUAGAAAAUUAUCUUGUGGAGACACGCACAUAUCCAAAAAAGCCUCUUCAGAAACAAUCAUCCCUUUCCUUUGGAUCAAAAGCAGGUUCUCCUGAGCUGGUUUUUGUAAGCCAUGUAAUACAUCCUUGCCACUUCUACAUUCGGAGGUAUUCACAAAUAAAUGAUGUAGCAAUAUUGGAAAAGAAGGUGAACCAGUUUUGCAAUAAGAGUUCACAGCUUGACCCUUCACAUGUUUUGGAGCUAGGUGCAAGAAUAUUUGUCAACAGUAUUAGAAAUGGAAUGUGGUGCCGAGGAACUAUUACUGAAUUAACUCCAGUAGAAUAUGAAAAUAAUAGAAAACUUUGCAGUCCAACCAAAUUCUUGGUCCGUGAAGUUGCAUUAAUACAAAUAUUCAUGGUAGAUUUUGGAAAUUCUGAAGUCCUAAUUGUUGAAGGAGUUGGUGAUGCUCAUAUCAGAUCAGAACAUAUUACUAAGCAGCAUGUAGUAAAAGACUUAUGUAUGAUUCUAAGGAAGUCUGAACCAUAUAUUGAAGGGUUACUGAAAGACAUCCAGCCAUUAGCACAGGCAUGCUCACUGAAAGACAUUGUUCCACAGAAUUCGAGCGAAGGUUGGGGAGAAGAAGCCAAAGUAGAAUUUUUGAAAAUGGUAAAUAACAAGGCCGUUUUAAUGAAAGUUUUUAGAGAAGAUGAUGGUGUGCUUAUUGUAGAUCUACAGAAGCCACCAACAAAUAAAAUAAGCAGUGAUAUGCCAGUGUCUCUUAGAGAUGCAUUAGUUUUUAUGGAACUAGCAAGAUUUAGGUCACAAACAUCAAAGAGCCACUCUGAAACAAAUAUGACUUUACACUACCAUCCACCAGUUUUGCCUAAAGAAAUGACAGAUAUUUCAGUUAUGGUUUGUCAUAUAAAUAGUCCUACUGAUUUUUAUCUCCAGUUGAUAGAAAGCCUGGAUUUUUUGUUUCUACUAAAGACAAUUGAAGAAUUCUAUAAAAAUGAAGAUGGAGAAAAUCUAGAAAUACUCUGUCCAGCUCAAGAUCAAGCCUGUGUAGCUAAAUUUGAAGAUGGUGUUUGGUAUCGAGCAAAAGUCAUUGGGUUGCCUGGACAUCGUGAAGUUGAAGUUAAAUAUGUAGACUUUGGCAAUACUGCAAAAAUAACUCUUAAAGAUAUGCGGAAAAUAAAGGAUGAGUUUCUGAACCCCCCUGAGAAGGCAAUUAAAUGUAAGCUGGCCUAUAUUGAACCAUGUAGGACAAUGCAGUGGUCACAAAAAGCAAUGGAAAAAUUUGAAGAAAAGACUCAAGAUAAAUUUAUGACAUGUUCAGUCAUUAAAAUUCUGGAAGAUAAUGUGCUCUUAGUUGAGCUUUUUGAUUCUUUUAGUGCUCCUGAAACGACACCUAUAAGUAUCAAUGAUCAACUAGUCAAAGAAGGUUUAGCAUCUUACGAAGCAGGGUAUGUCGCCAAAGAUAAUUCUAAAAAGCAUACUGAAGUCUGGGAUCCUUCUCCAGAAGAAAUUAUUUCCAAUGAAAUAAACAGCAUAAGUCCUUUGUCUGCAAAAUCUCUACCUAGUGAGAAUAUCCAGUCUCUUUAUAACAAGGAACUUCCUGUGCAUAUCUGUAAUGUAGUAUCUCCUGAGAAGAUUUACGUUCAGUGGUUACUAACAGAAAACUUACUUAAUAGUUUAGAAGAAAAGAUGAUAGCUGCUUAUGAAAACUCAAAAUGCGAACCAAUUAAAUGGGAAAAUGAUAUGCAUUGUGCUGUCAAGACCCCAGACAAAAAUCAGUGGCGGAGAGGUCAGAUCAUCAGAAUUGUUUCAGACACGUUGGUAGAGGUCUUGCUGUAUGAUGUGGGUGUUGAAGUAGUAGUGAAUGUUAGCUGUUUAAGAGAACUUGAAGAAAAUCUAAAGACAAUGGGAAGAUUAUCUUUGGAAUGCUCUCUUGUUGAUAUAAGGCCAACUGGUGGGAGUGAUAAGUGGACAGCAACAGCUUGUGACUGUCUUUCAUUGUACCUAACUGGAGCUUUAGCAACUGUAAUCUUACAGGAAAACAACUCAACAUGGCCACUACCUGUGAAAAUUUUCUGCAGAGAUGAAAAAGGGGAGCGUGUUGAUGUUUCUAACUAUUUGAUUAAAAAGGGUUUGGCUUUGAGAGAAAGGAGGAUUAAUAAAUUAGAGGACAGUCAUUCAUUAUCCAAGAAGCCUCUAGAAGUCCCACUGAGAGAAGACUUAGUGGUUACUAAGGAAAUUAAAAUUAAUUUUGAACCUGAAAAGAAAGCUGCUGAUAAUAUCAGGGAACACAAGGUGUCUGCACUUAAAGAACAAAUUCUAGAGCCAACAGCCACUGGAUGCUAUAAGCCACCUGUUAUUCCUAAUGUGAAAAUAUUUGAGGCAGUAGUCAGCUGCAUUGGUGAUGAUGGAACAAUAUUUGUAGUGCCUAAAUUAUUGGAACAUGAACUAAUAAAAAUGAUGAAUGAAAUUCAAAGUAACUUGAAAUGCCUCGGUCUUUUAGAACCUUAUUUCUGGAAAAAGGGAGAAGCUUGUGUAGUAAGAGGAUCAGAUACUAUGUGGUAUCGAGGCAAGGUAAUAGAAGUUGUUGGUGGCACUAUCAGGGUACAAUAUUUAGAUCAUGGAUUCACUGAAAAGAUCCCACAGUGUCAUCUCUAUCCUACUUUGUUAUAUCCUGAUAAACCCCAAUUUUGUAUUCCUUGUCAACUCUAUAAUACUAUACCUGUUGGGAAUGCCUGGCAACCAGAUGCAGUAGAACUCCUGCAAGAGCUGCUUUCAAAGAGAGAAGUGGAAAUUCACAUAGUGGAAUUACCUAAAAAUCCAUGGGGAAAAUUAUCUAUUCAUCUCUAUUUUGAUGGAAUGUCACUUUCUUAUUUUAUGGCACACCACAAAUAUUGUGCUUUUGAACAGUCUGAGGAGAUACUGAAAGAAAAGCCAACACAUUACAAUACAAAGUAUGAGGAAGAAAUGUGGGAAAUAAAGUUUGAGGAAUUGCUUUUGUCUGAAACAGAGACUCCCAUUUUACCACCAUAUGUGUCUUCAUCUCUGCCUCCCCCAGAAGAACUCUAUGCCAUUCAAGUAAAGCAUGUUGUCUCACCUAAUGAAGUGUAUAUUUGCCUUGAUUCAGAAGAAAAUUGUAACCUGUCUAGCCAGCCUAGUGACACAGAUGACAAUGGAGUCAGCUGGGAAUCUGGGCCUGAGAGCCUUGAUGAAGCACUGCAGAGAUUCAAUAAGAAAGUAGAGACAUUCCCUCCUCUGACAGAUUUUAGAACAGAAAUGCCUUGCCUUGCAGAAUAUGAUGACGGCUUAUGGUAUAGAGCAAAGAUAGUUUCUGUUAAAGAAUUUAAUCCUCUGACAGUCCUGGUACAAUUUGUUGAUUACGGGUCAACUGAAAAGCUGACAAUAAACAGACUACGUCAGAUUCCUCUCCAUUUGAUGCAGUAUCCAGCUAGAGCCAUAAAGGUUCUCUUGGCAGGGUUUAAGCCUCCCUUAAAAGAUUCAGGAAAAACAAGAAUACCGUAUUGUCCCAAAUGGAGCAUGGAAGCAUUGUGGGCUAUGAUAGACUGUCUUCAAGGAAAACAACUUUAUGCGUCUUCAAAGGCUCAGGCACCAGAACAAACAGUGACAUUAUAUGAAGAUGAAGAGUAUCCAGUCCAUAUGCUACUAGUAGAAAUGGGACUCGCAGACCUAGAUGAGUAAUUCAAAUAUGUGACUUCACCCUCAGUCAGCAUAAG